Molecule: messenger RNA, 996 nt
Organism: Lactuca virosa
Lineage: Eukaryota; Viridiplantae; Streptophyta; Magnoliopsida; Asterales; Asteraceae
Source: the annotation of a GenBank genome assembly
AUGAUCCAAGAGCUAUUUGGUGGAGGUGCUGCUGGACUUUUAAAUAGAGACAGAGAUCUUCCCGUAUCUGGAGCCUUCGAACCCUCGCCUUCUCCUUCACCCUCUUCUUCCACCACCAACACUGCCACCACCAACGCUCCCACAGCCGCCAACCCCACCACCUCCGACAUCCAGAAGUUAAGAUGCCCACGAUGUGAUUCCGCCAACACAAAGUUUUGUUACUACAACAACUACAACCUCACUCAGCCACGCCAUUUCUGCAAGACUUGCAGGCGUUACUGGACCAAAGGCGGAGCACUACGUAACGUCCCAAUUGGUGGUGGUUGCCGGAAAAACAAAGGCACUACCAUAGCAACCACCAUAGGAAAACCAAUCUCCUCCAACGGAAAACUGAAAGCUGUAGUUUCAUCUGAGCUUGGAAAGUCCGGUUUCAUCAACGGUUUCGAACAUGAAUUUACUCACAACCCAAUUCUAUGGUCUGGUCCUCCACAAACCUCUCAUCUUCUUUCACUACUCAGAGCCACACAAAACCCUAACCCUAAUUUUGCAUCAAAUUCCGUAACCCACAUCAAAGAUCAAGGCUUUAUGGUUGGAUCACACAUGUCUAACCUAGGAUUCGAACCUUUAGGUCAAGCAUCAUCAUUAGGACUAUGCAGCUCUUUGUGGAGAAACAAUCAUGUAAACCAACAAGCUCAACAAAACCACCAUGAACAACAUCAACAAGGGAUGAUGAGCAGUGGACAUGAAGUUCAAAAUACAGAAAACAAUCAAGGUCAACGGUAUCAACGGUUGAGAUCAUCAUCUCCUGUUAACUACUUCCAUCAUGAUCAAACGACACCUUUGAUCUUGGGUAGCAAUGUCGCCAACACUUCAUCCUCAAUAUCAACUUCAACCAUCUUGGAUUCUGCUCCAGUUCUUACGGGUGGUGAGCUGGGGUUUUGGAAUCAAAGCCUUCCAUGGUCCGAUCUAGCUGCUGCUAAUGGUGCAUACCCUUAA